Messenger RNA from Clunio marinus, 333 nucleotides. NCBI's taxonomy places the organism in Eukaryota, Metazoa, Arthropoda, Insecta, Diptera, Chironomidae. The record is from the annotation of a GenBank genome assembly.
AUGAAAAUCGUUAUUGCAGUUCUCUUGAUCGUUUGUGUCUUCUUCGUUAUCGAAUCUGAGGCAAGCCCUGUUUCAGUUAGUAUCGAAGAUUUGGUAUUGAGUGGUCCAGGAGGUGCAGUUGCAAUGGCAGCUAAUGAAAGAAUUCACAAACGAGAGGCUAGAAAUGGACAUAAAAAAUCGUUGGAAGAUUUGGAAGAUGUGGUAUUGAGUGGUCCAGGAGGUGCAAUGGCAGCUAACCAAGGAGUUCAAAGUAAUUUUGUUGAUAGUUCACAGAAGCACGUCGGUAGGGUGAAGUAUUGCUCAAGUCGUAUGCGAAGUAUAGAUUUGCUUUGA